Ipomoea nil (Japanese morning glory) is the source of this 1264-nucleotide messenger RNA. RefSeq names its product ribosome-binding protein 1-like. Lineage: Eukaryota; Viridiplantae; Streptophyta; Magnoliopsida; Solanales; Convolvulaceae. The record is from RefSeq and is a predicted model, not a curated record. The annotation marks the transcript as partial. The transcript has a single exon.
AUGGAAGAGGCGGAGAGGGAGGCGGGGCAGACGCGGGGGGGAAGAAGGGGGGAAGGGGCAGCCGGAAAGAAGAGGAGGCGCAAAAGAGAAAAGAGAGGGGAGGCGAAAGGGGCAAGUGAGAGGGAAGGCGGGGACGGGGAGAAGAGAGCGGGAAGGGCCACAAAGGGGGCGAGGGCAGCGAGGGGAAAGGCGGCAAGGACCGGGGCGGGAGCACCCGAAGCCAGAGCGGGGGCCAAGGGGGAACCGAGGCAGGAGAAGGGAGAGGAACAAAGCAGGCGCGGAGGCCGGGAGCGAGGAACAAGGACGCGGAGGAAAGGGGGGGAGAGGGGCCCAAGGCAGGCGGCGCAGGGGCGGGGAGGGAGAACCGGGGCAAGGGAGAGAAAAAAGCACGGGGGAGGGAAGGAGGAACACGGAGGGGGGGCACAGGGAGGGAGGGAGAGAGGGCGGGGCGCCGGGGACGCCGAAACAGGGGGAAGAAAGACGAGGGAAAGCAAGGAAGGCAGCAAAAGAGGCGAAAAGCAGGGCCAGAGCCCCCGAGCCAAAAGCAAAGCCGCCACCGCCUGCCAAGAGCCCGGGCCACGCCAGGGCAGCGCAAAACCCAGCAAAGGAAGCACCACAGCAGCCCGCGCGGCGGGCCAACAAAAAAGGACAGGAAGAAGGCCAAGAAGAAGGGGAGACACGGGAACGGACGGGGCAGCAGAAGCGACCACGGAGCGGAGGCGGCGCGGGGGGACACGCGGAAGCGGGGGGCGGAAGGCCGCGAGGAGUGAAGGGCGGGCGGAGGGGCAGAGGGAGGCCCGAAAGAGAGGCCAAAAGGAGGCCACCACGGAGAGGGAGGGAGCAGCAAAGCGACGGGGGCCCGGGAGGACCGGGCCAAACCGACCAGCCGACAAAACCAAGCCCGGGGAAGCAAAGGAAAGCCAGAAACAGGGGAAGAGCGGCGGGAAAGGGGACAGAGGCGAGAAAGCGGAGGCCGGGGGCCGGGCCAGGGCGCAGGGGCCCAAAAAAAAGACGGGACAGGGAGAAGGGGGGGGAGGGGCGGGCAAGCAACAAGAGAACGAGGAAGGAGAGAGGGCCGAGGCCGCGACGGGAGGAGAGGCGGGAGGAACGGGAGGGAGCGAAGGACGGGAGCAAGGGGGAGGGAAACGAGGAGAGCAGCAAAGCAGGAGGAAAGAAGGGGAGAGGGGAAAACAGCCGGAAAACAAAGCAGGGGGGAGAGGAGGGGGGAGGCAGGCCGGGGGCGGAACGAAGGCCCCGAGCACAG